AUGUUUUUCCUCCUUCUGCUGCCUGCUUGUCUACUGGCCAUUCUACCACAAAGCGUACAGUACGACCUUCAGGAUGAAGAAUUCUGGAACCCGCGUCUUCUGAUCGACAAUGCUCAGGGUGAGCCAAAGGAGAUUGUUAGCCACGAGGUGGAGUUUGUGGCGCCAAAUCAUGAGGCAUAUUUUGUGGAGAAGCGACGAAUCAAGGGUGUCUUUCACGAAACUCUGGAAUUACGACAUUUCCCCUUUGACUGCCAAGUAAGUCAUGUAUUUAGCCGUUGA
Messenger RNA from Protopolystoma xenopodis, 279 nucleotides. NCBI's taxonomy places the organism in Eukaryota, Metazoa, Platyhelminthes, Monogenea, Polystomatidea, Polystomatidae. The record is from the annotation of a GenBank genome assembly.